AUGCCUCCACCAUCUGCAAACCAGCAGAAGGUUCUCAUCGCCCAGUUCGUAUCUCUGACUGGCCAAACAGAGCGACAAGCCACCCGUUACCUCAAGAAUGCGGGCUUCAAGCUAAACGAAGCGGUUGAUGCAUACUUUGCCUCUAGCGGAGAUAGCAAAGGACCAUCACCAUUGGAAACAAAGCUGGAUGCGUUGUUUGAUCAGUUGCAAGAUACCAACGAUGAAAAGGAUAAAUUGGAACUCGAAUCCACAAUGUCCUAUCUCACGGAUAAGCUGAAGGUCAGCAUUGAAAACGCCGAGCUGCUUGUUGCCCUUGAACUUCUCCAGGCUCCUGCGGUUGGAAUAAUCACCAGAAGAGGCUAUGUUGAUGGCUGGAAAGUGACCGGAGCUGGGACAACACACCAGGAGCAUGCUGCCCACCUCCGCAAACUAAUCAAGUCUCUUUCCUCCGAUCAAGCACUUUUCAAGAAGGUUUACAGACAUGCCUUUGUUGCUGGCCGAGAGACCGACCAGAAAGCUCUCAGCCUUGAAAACGCUUUCGUGUACUGGGAGAUUCUGUUCACGCCCCCCGGCAUGGAAUGGAAGACGUCAAACCACGACUGGCUUCAACUGUGGAAGGAUUUCCUGAAAGCCAAGUGGACCCGUUCAGUUAACAAGGACAUGUGGAACAUGACUCUUGAAUUUGCUCUUAAAUCACUGUCUGAUGAGUCGCUAUCGUUCUGGAACGAGGAUGGUGCCUGGCCCAGUGUCAUUGACGACUUCGUGGAAUGGUGUCGCGAGAAUGGCAUCGCUAAGACCGAUGGCAUGGACGUUGACCACUAG
This is a messenger RNA of Fusarium pseudograminearum CS3096, 822 nucleotides long. RefSeq lists its product as uncharacterized. The record is from RefSeq and is a predicted model, not a curated record. Gene Ontology annotation, biological process: protein neddylation; positive regulation of ubiquitin-protein transferase activity. NCBI's taxonomy places the organism in Eukaryota, Fungi, Ascomycota, Sordariomycetes, Hypocreales, Nectriaceae. Gene Ontology annotation, molecular function: ubiquitin-like protein binding; ubiquitin conjugating enzyme binding; cullin family protein binding. The transcript has 5 exons. Gene Ontology annotation, cellular component: ubiquitin ligase complex. Bases 1 to 822 code for a protein of 273 amino acids.